AUGGCGGUGCACGUCGGCGAUGAAAAGGUCUGGAAAUGCCCGAAACACCCCUCGAAGCGGAGGCGCAGCGGCAUCUGCCCCGCCUGCCUCCGCGACCGCCUCGGCAGCCUCUGCCCCAACUGCCACACCGCCCGCCCCUGCUCCUGCUCCUGCUCCUCCUCCUCCUCCUCCUCCUCGUCUUCCUCCUCCUCCAACCUCGUCGACGGAGAGCCCUCCUUCCGCCGCUCGAGGUCCGUCGCCGUCCCCUUCUUCCGCUCCCGCCACGGCGAGGAAACUCCCGGCAGCAGCGGCAACGCCAGGACGCCGUCGUUCCUCUCCAUGUUGAAGAGGAGCAAGACGAAGAGAGCCGAGCUUCCGCCCAAGCCGAAGAGCGAGCAGACUAUUAUAGUUAACGAUGAGGAGAAUUUCGAGAGCAAUGAUAGGAUUGAAGACUACGUGAGGAUGGUGUCGAGAUCAAGAUCGGUCAACGUCGGCGCCUCGUCGGCGAUGUUCCGCCGCCGUGAAGACGCCGCUGCGUCGCCGGCGAAGGGUAAAUUCUGGCAUUUUCCGAGCCCGAUGAAGGUGUUCCGGAGCUCCAAGACUCCUAAGGUUGUCAUUCAAGCUUGA
Salvia splendens (bonfire salvia) is the source of this 606-nucleotide messenger RNA. RefSeq lists its product as uncharacterized. The transcript has a single exon. Bases 1 to 606 code for a protein of 201 amino acids. NCBI's taxonomy places the organism in Eukaryota, Viridiplantae, Streptophyta, Magnoliopsida, Lamiales, Lamiaceae. The record is from RefSeq and is a predicted model, not a curated record.